This is a messenger RNA of Pleuronectes platessa (European plaice), 3415 nucleotides long. Its product is annotated as E3 ubiquitin-protein ligase TRIM39. Gene Ontology annotation, molecular function: zinc ion binding; protein binding. The coding region runs from base 175 to 1998 and encodes 607 amino acids. The transcript has 11 exons. The record is from RefSeq and is a predicted model, not a curated record. Lineage: Eukaryota; Metazoa; Chordata; Actinopteri; Pleuronectiformes; Pleuronectidae.
GUUUGGAGGGAGGGGUCAACAGCACUGUGACACGGGGAAGGAAGGAAACAGACUGUAGAGAAUGAGAGUGACUGUCAACACUGACGUCUCGUGUUUUUGUCUUUACCUCCUGACUGAAAUAAUCACUACUGCGAAAUCUCUUCAGUCCUCUCAACAGUGUAGCAGCGGGUGGUUAUGGAGCUGCCUGCAGCAUUCCUGUCUGAAGACCAGUUCACCUGCUCCAUCUGUCUGGAGGUGUUCAAUAAUCCGGUAUCAACACCAUGUGGUCACAGCUUCUGCCAGGCAUGCAUCUCCUUUUACUGGGCAGGAGUGGCAUCGGUGCGAGGAGCUGCAAAGAUCUACCAGUGUCCACUCUGUAAGGAGUCCUUCCGCAAGCGCCCGGAGCUUCAGAUCAACCGAACCCUGAAGGAAAUCACUGAACGAUUCAAGGAGAUUGCCAAUUCUGGAAUGGAUGAAAGAGGCAGAGAAGGACUGGAGGACACCAACUCUCAUCCUAACCAUCAUCAUCUCCCGGCCACAAGGUCAGGAGAGAUGCCAGAGGGCAUCAUUGCUGAGAUGAUGACCCGUUUCCAACAGCUGCCGACCCAUCCCAGUGACCUUCACGACCAGAGCCCCAACAGAGUCAGCUCUCACAUGGCCACCAGGGCUCAGAGCACAGAGCAGCUUGACUCACCUCCACCCUAUUCAUCUCUCCGCAGGUACACUCUGAGUGGUCCAAUUGAUUCCUCGCCCAGUCUGCCUCUGUGUCCCCUCCACCUGAGAGCUCUCGAGUUCUUCUGUCGCACUGACAACGUGUGUGUGUGCAACAUGUGUGCAGAGGCAGCAGAGCACAGAGGACACACAAUCCGCCCCGCCAAGAGGGAGUGGCACAUCAAGAAGGCACAGUUAGGAGUUGAAGAGGGGGAGCUGAAGGAUCUGAUCUGCGAGAGAGAGAGGAAGCUGGAGGAAGUACAGAGCUCCUUACGAGAGAUGCAUGCUGCUGCUGAGAGAGAGACCGAUGGGGCUGUGUGUGUGUUCUCCAAAGUUAUCUCCUGUGUGGAGCGCUGCCAAGCUGAAGUCCUGGAGGUGAUAGAGAUGAGUCAUCGAGCGGCCGAGCACAGAGCUCAAAGUGUGGUGCGAGAGCUAGAGGAGGAGAUCGCUGAGCUGAAGAGGAGGAGCACAGCACUGAGCCAGCUAGCUAUAUCUGAAGACUACGUCGACUUUCUAACGACCUUCACUGGCCUUUCCACCCCCACUCCAGCUAAGGACUGGUCCAGUGUCUCUGUGUCGUCUGAGCUGACCUCAGGUCUGAUUCUACGGAACCUCAGUCUAACGAUGGAGCACUUUCAGGAAGAGAUGCGCAAACUGCCAGAAGUCUUCAUUCAGACCCAGAGAGAAACUGGCCAGCGAUCGUCUUUGGACCAAUCUGUACCCAGACCAAAUCCAAAGAUAAGGAGGGUUCAGGAAUAUGCAGCUGACAUCACUUUAGACCAAAACACAGCCCAUCCACGUCUCAUCAUCUCAGUAGAUGGAAAGCAGGUGCACUGUGGUGACCGCCAUCAGCCGGUUCUGGACUAUCCUGAGCGCUUCGACCGGGUGGUGUGUUUGCUGGCCCGCCAGGGCUUCAGCUCAGGACGACAUUACUGGGAGGUGGAGGUUGGAGGAAAGACAGACUGGGACCUGGGAGUGGCAAGCCGGUCUGUCAAUCGGAAGGGCAAAAUCACCGUAAGCCCCGCCCAUGGUUAUUGGUUCCUCAGCCUGCGGGAUCGGGCAGACUAUGCCUUUCGAACGGAACCCUCAACCAACCUCACUGUCAACCUCAGACCUUCACGGAUUGGAAUCUAUGUGGACUGUGACAAGGGACUGGUGUCCUUCUACAAUGUGGAGGCCAGAGUGCUCAUCUAUACCUUCACAGAUAGUUUUCCUGACACCAUCCACCCAUUCUUCAGCCCCUGUACUAACAAGUCAGGAAGAAAUGAGGGUCCACUAAUCAUUCGCCCUGUUGCAAUGACAGAAUGAAAUAAGUCGACAUUUUAAGGAAAUCUUUACAAAUGAGGAAUUAUUUAACAGACAAACACCUGGAACACAAUCCAAGCUUCACCUAAUUCCUUCAUGGCAAUAGAGCAAUGAACAGACUGUUGAUGUUGAUAAGGGCUUUCCUCAUUUUGGGCCAAUGUGAACUCUCAAGACUGAAGUCAGCAGUGGUCAAUAUCACUGAAACAAAGAAAGACUAAACUGUCUGUGAUUCAAAUUACCCACCUAAAAUGCCUGAACUUAGGUUCAAAGCACAGCAUAUGUUGGCAUGUUAACAGGGAUGUGCUGUGAGAAAUGUAUACUAAUGUAGCUGAGGAUAAUUCAUCAAAUAUGCCAUAAAGUGUUUUCAGCCCUCUUCAGGCUUCCAUUGAGCAUCGUGCUACAUUUCUGGCUGAGCUGGUUUAAAGUAUGCACUUCAUUUAAAAGUCAUAAAAACAAUUUAUUGAUUAGACCUGACACAUGUGAAUGUGUGUCGUCCUCCCUUGUUAAUGAAAUUAUGUCACAUGCAUAAAAGUAGAAGUUCAAGGCUCUGGGAAACCUCAUGAGUCAAACGUAGUGAAAAAAACGAUAAUUAACCUUUUUUGCAGGUUGAAGUUACCAGUCAGUUGUUUUUACGGAAGCCUCCUUUAUAAAGGCAAUCUAUGGGGGGGAGUUGCUGCUGUUGCUUGUUGCUUGUUGCAGUACUGCCUGUUGUAUAUGUCCAUUGCUGAUAAUCCUAUGUGUUAAUUUGCUGUUUGUAUAACAUUUAACAUGUUCCAAUACUAAAAGUGUCAGUUAUUGGUAAUUUAACCAGAUUAAUUCAAUUCUUAAAUUAUCUUUCUCUACUAAAGGUACUAUGUCGAUUUGUUUCUCUGCUGCUGAGCCUGGUUUCUUGCUGGAAGUAACUGGUAAAUAGUUUUGUAGAUACCAGUGGGUGCUGGUGAUGGUCACUGCUUCAGCUGUUGUUUAGUUUAUUAGACAAGAGGUUAUAUCUUCAGCACUACUUCUUGAAGCAGCUGCUAAAGACAGUAGAAGCAAAGAAUUGAUUGAAAUACAAGCAAAACACCAGGCUGAUGUUAUUGCUGACAGCCCUUGGUGAGUAAAAUGAUCAAGUUUGCUGCUAAUCUCUUUCUGCUAAAUCUUUUCAGGUGCUUGAUGUCUAACUUACUUCUCAGGAGUCGCUAUGCUGCUGUACCUUGAAUACAAUAAAUGUUAUUUUAAAACAUUAACUUAAACUUUAACGGGAUAUCAUUCGCUGUUCACGUUGUCAGAAUAUUGAAGGAAAAUCUAGUAGAUUUCAUUUACAGAAUGAUUGUCUUGUGAAAGACUUUUUAAGAGUGGAAUUCUUGAAAAACAUGUACUUCAUCAGAUCAUAAUGCCUGAUGUGUGUAAAUAAAUAAAUAAAAAAAACAUUGGAGGUGUU